AUGGUUCGGCACAUCCAUGCACCCUCCGCUCCUCUAGCGAUGCACAGCGGCGAGAGACUCGACCCCGAACAGCAUGCGCUCUCCCCGAUGCGAAAACCGACUAACUUGGGUCAGUGGAUCGAUGAGAGGGCUGAAACGCCGGCUUUGGCACAGAACACCCUGCCAUAUCUGCCGAAUACGUCGAUGCCAGGCAUACCGUUGCCUCCUGAAGUGGUAGAGAGCCUGCAAGUAUCGAUCUCCUGCUUUCCGGAGACGAUGCUCCUAUCCUCAAGCUUCUCGAUCGAGACAAUCCGCAGCUACUCCAAGAAACUCAAGCACCGAGCCGACCUAGAUCAUCAUCUUCGAAGCCACCAUGACAGAUCAUCUUCUCUAUCAUCCAUUUCAAGCAAUGCAAAACAAACCAAGCGCUGGAACCUGGCCUGGCUGAGGCAGCACCAACACCAGUCUCAGCAUCAUUCUCAAUACGCUCCAAGAAGCCCACAAAACGCCAACAACAUAUCAACAUUGAGCUUGGCCAACCGAACCGCAGCAAUGCCAAGCUGGGCGCCCAUCAAGAACGUCUUCCCCGCCGCAUCCGACUACCUUUGCGACGCCCUUUUCGCCCACCUUGUAGCCUACAACUACAUCACCUCUCUGUGUCCACCCGCCCCUCCACAAAGCCAUCAGCAUUACCGACAGCAUCAGUAUCAGCAUAGCAACCGCGGCGCUCCAGUAGACGGCCACAACCGUGACAACAUAAGAAUCCCUGACAAGGCAGCCAGCGUAUUGGGCAUGGAGGAUGCCGGUCCCGCAACCAAGGCCACCAGCCGCCAGAGCAACGACGGCCACCGCCGCCGACCGAUGCUCACUCGAGCGCCGAGUCGCUCACCGGCCAAGGGAACCAGCCACAACCACAGCCAUAGCCGACGCGGAAGCGGAAGCGGAAGCGGCAACGGGAAUGGCGGCGCGGAUGCCUCGGCCACGAUGCGGGAGGUCCAGGCCGGGCUGGCGAGGUGUAUUGCCUUGUUGGUUGCCACGCUCAGGAGGGGGGCUCCCAUCGGGGGCGGCCGGGUGGACUUGGAGGCGCAGGGACAGGGACGAAAAGAGGACAACGCGGCUGAUACUGUGCUCAUGAGGGCGCUUUGUGAGGUGGUUAGGUGUGCCGAGGAGGCGGUGAUGGUGGUGGAUUUGAGCUAA
Molecule: messenger RNA, 1176 nt
Organism: Canariomyces notabilis
Lineage: Eukaryota; Fungi; Ascomycota; Sordariomycetes; Sordariales; Chaetomiaceae
Exons: 1
Coding region: 1-1176 (391 amino acids)
Source: RefSeq, a predicted model, not a curated record